Messenger RNA from Diachasma alloeum, 2043 nucleotides. RefSeq names its product probable WRKY transcription factor protein 1. Gene Ontology annotation, biological process: regulation of transcription by RNA polymerase II. The transcript is spliced from 4 exons. The record is from RefSeq and is a predicted model, not a curated record. The coding region runs from base 1 to 1464 and encodes 487 amino acids. Gene Ontology annotation, molecular function: DNA-binding transcription factor activity, RNA polymerase II-specific; RNA polymerase II cis-regulatory region sequence-specific DNA binding. Lineage: Eukaryota; Metazoa; Arthropoda; Insecta; Hymenoptera; Braconidae.
AUGGAAGAGAUGAGGAGCCACAUCCGAAAUGACACAUGGAGAGUAGUGAAACGACCAGAGCACGCAAGGGUCGUAGGUUGUCGAUUGGUUCUAACAAACAAAUACCAUGAGGAUGGGACAAUCAGCAGAAGAAAGGCUAGAUUGGUGGCAAAAGGCUACAGUCAACGUCCUGGAAUCGACUAUCACGAGACAUACGCGCCAGUAGCUCGCUUGGAGACGUUGAGGCUCAUGUUGGCAAUCUCAGUCGAAUUGAAUCUUCGAAUAUGGCAAUAUGACGUCGUGACCGCCUACCUGAAUGGGCACAUUGACGAGGAGAUUCACAUGGAGAUGCCAGAAAUGUUUGAGGAUUCUCUGAAGUUGCUAAUCGAGAGUGAGGAUCCAGGGAGCCAACAGACAUCGGACUUGGACACACUGCUGUGUCGCCAGGAUCUGGAACAGCUUCAAAAACUCGACGACGAUGAUACCGAGAAGUCGCCUCGUGAGCCACUACCAAUGGAUGAUUUCUUCGAGACGAGUGGACCAAAUCCCUGCCGACCUCAAGCCAGUUUUGUGUCAACGAGGAGUCAGCCGGCAGGUACAGACGAUGACGUCUUUCUUAGGCCACCGCUCUGGGAGGACAUUACCUCGAGUAUUCAGAAGCUUGAUCCGGAGAAUGCUGAUAUGCUUGGUUCACAGUCCACCCCUCAACAUGUUGCCCAUGUUAAAAUGGAGACCGAAGACAUCACCUCACCGGUUCUAUCACCAGUCGAGAUAAAGAGUGAACCCCUACAGUCACAACCCACUCUGCAUCUACUUGAAGGACGUCAGAACAAUAUCAACAAUUAUCCCAGCUCGAAUAAUGAUCAUCGAGCGGGUCUCAAGACAUUUAAUCAUAAUAAUAAUAAUAAUAACAAUAAUAACAAUAAUAAUACCAAUAAUAAUAACAACAAUAAUAAUGAGACGAAUCAUCAUGGUCACCAGAGUGGUACUGGUACCUCGCCUCUUUAUGGAUCAAUGACUAGGCUCAUGUAUGUUUCACCUUUAACGCCCCCAAUAUCCGAUCCAGGAUCACCGCUCGCUGGACCACCCAGACGAACACCACCACCUCCCUAUCCCCAGCCAUCCAUGAUCAAUCAGAACCACAGGAUUCAGACGACUUCAAUUACCAAAUUUAAUCGUAGGAAUAAUCCAGAGUUGGAAAAGAGGAGGGUUCAUCAUUGUGACUUUAUUGGAUGUACGAAAGUUUAUACGAAAAGUUCUCACCUGAAGGCACAUCAGCGGAUACACACAGGCGAAAAACCUUAUCAAUGCCAAUGGCCGGAGUGCGAAUGGAGAUUCGCCCGUAGCGACGAAUUAACCCGACAUUACCGUAAACACACCGGUGCUAAACCCUUCAAAUGUGCAGUAUGCGAGCGUUCAUUCGCCAGGAGUGAUCACCUGGCGUUACAUAUGAAACGUCACUUACCAAAACAACAUGCCAAGUGACACGAGGAUGACUUGAAAAUGGAUGAAAUCCUCACCUCCGGGGAAUUCUCCUCGGCAUUCUGAUUUGAAUGAAAAGAUAUGAAUGUAGAGAAGAGAGAAGAGGGAAGAAGAAAGUGCACUUAAAGACGAUUAUAGUUGAGGAAAAAAAACUACAUGAACUGAGGGCACUUUGAUUCAGUUUAUUAUUCGGUCCUUCAGGGCCUACUGUACUUGAAACGGUGGCUGGUCCACGAAGAAGAUAAACGGGAAACCUCCAUUCAAGCGUGUACUUAAAUCGUGAUGAGCCUCAGGGUGACUCUCAUCAACUGCUAUCCUCCCCUGUUUGUUCAAGACCGCCUGCCAUCCACCGCGACUACUAGAUUUUAAGGGAAUUUAUAUUAAUUAUCCAAAGACUACAUUGCCGAAUGCCGUAGGACGCGUUACGAGUACUCAAUACAUUAUUGGAUAAUAUUAAAUUAUAAUAUUAAUUAUUUGUUUGAAUUUUCAAUUUUUUAUAGGUGAGAUAAGUUUUUUGAUGACGUAAAUUUUCCAACAAAAUUAAAAGUAUUCCAAAAAUUCUUGUUGUUUUUUUUCAAUGAU